AUGGCAGCCCAACAGCCACAACCGAAAGAUCUUCCCGUCGACUCGAAAUACGACCACUACGACUUCCCCACGUCCGCUCCCACGCCGCAGGCAGGACAUCCAGGGUACACCACGCCCGAGCAGGAUGCCCAGGUCUUUCAGCUACGAAAGUUGUUGGAGGACGCCGGGUGUAAGGAGAGGCUAGAUACGUUGACCCUGCUGCGGUUUCUGAGAGCGAGGAAGUUCAAUGUCGAGGCAUCGAAGGCGAUGUUUCUAGCGAGUGAGAAAUGGAGAGCGGAGUUUAAGACGGAUACCUUGGUUGCGGACUUUGAUUACUCGGAGAAGGAGAAGAUGUUUGAAUUUUAUCCUCAGUAUUACCACAAGACGGACAAGGAUGGACGACCGGUAUACAUCGAGCAAUUCGGCAAAAUCGACCUUACAGCCAUGUACAAGAUCACUACCAGCGACCGAAUGCUCAAACAUCUAGUAUGCGAGUACGAGAAGCUCGCAGACAACCGCCUGCCCGCCUGUGCCCGAAAAUCCGGCCACCUGCUCGAAACCUGCUGCACGAUAAUGGAUAUGAAGGGUGUCGGUAUCUCCAACGCCUCGUCGGUCAUCGGAUACGUCAGACAGGCCUCUGCCAUUUCACAGAACUAUUAUCCUGAACGGCUGGGAAAGCUAUACAUCAUCAAUGCACCGUGGGGUUUCAGUACGGUAUUCGGCAUGGUUAAGGGAUUCCUGGACCCAGUUACCGUGAAGAAGAUCCACGUUUUUGGCAGCGGGUAUGAGUCUGAGCUACUCUCGCAGGUUCCAGCAGAGAACUUGCCCGUGCAGUUUGGCGGGAAGUGUGCGUGUGAGGGUGGUUGCAUGUUUAGUGAUAUGGGCCCAUGGCAUGAGCCUGAGUGGGCGUCUGGCUCCAAGGAUGCUGCUGGUGCUAAACAGGAGCCGAGCACGGAAGACAAGGACAAGAAGGAGGAGGAGGAGGAAGAGAAGAAGGAAGACGAGGAGAAGAAAGCUGUUGCUGAAGAUGCUGGUGCUUCUGCUGCGACCGCUACGACUGCCGCUGCUCCUGCGGCUACGGCAUAG
Molecule: messenger RNA, 1065 nt
Organism: Microsporum canis CBS 113480
Lineage: Eukaryota; Fungi; Ascomycota; Eurotiomycetes; Onygenales; Arthrodermataceae
Product: SEC14 cytosolic factor
Exons: 3
Coding region: 1-1065 (354 amino acids)
Source: RefSeq, a predicted model, not a curated record